Populus euphratica (Euphrates poplar) is the source of this 3371-nucleotide messenger RNA. Its product is annotated as beta-galactosidase 5. Lineage: Eukaryota; Viridiplantae; Streptophyta; Magnoliopsida; Malpighiales; Salicaceae. Bases 349 to 2910 code for a protein of 853 amino acids. The transcript has 19 exons. Gene Ontology annotation, molecular function: hydrolase activity, hydrolyzing O-glycosyl compounds; carbohydrate binding. Gene Ontology annotation, biological process: carbohydrate metabolic process. The record is from RefSeq and is a predicted model, not a curated record.
CUUCUUUUUUUCCUUUCUUUUAGAUUUGCUCGGAUCAAUUUUAGCCAGCUAUCCUUGUGGUCUGGGGACACUCUAUUUUAAAGUUAAUUCAAAUUUGCAUUUUUCGAAUAAAAUAUUAAACUCCUUUUCAUGUAGGAAGCAGUCGGUCAUUAUAUAAAGCUAGCAAAAGAGAGAGAGAGUUGAGUGGUGUGGACGGUGGAGGCAGCGGGAGGGCUAUAGUGAAAUGGUGGAUAGUGUUAGUAGAGUAGCAGACCAGAGAAGCCUCAUAUCAUAAGCUUAUGUUUUAAAUCUCUGUUUCUGCACACAUUUUCUCUUACUUUUUUUCAAACUUUCCCUCCACAAAAGGAAAUGGGAACUAGUUCAGUUUCCAAGUUCUUAACCCUCUUCUUGAUGGUCUUGAUUGUUGGUUCUAAGCUGAUCCAUUGCACUGUGACCUAUGAUAAGAAGGCUAUUAUCAUCGAUGGACAUAGGAGAAUCCUUAUCUCUGGCUCCAUUCACUAUCCAAGAAGCACCCCAGAUAUGUGGGAAGAUCUUGUACGGAAGGCAAAACAUGGAGGCUUGGAUGUUAUCGACACUUAUGUUUUUUGGAAUGUUCAUGAGCCUUCUCCUGGCAAUUAUAAUUUUGAAGGUAGAUUUGAUCUGGUACGGUUCAUUAAGACAGUGCAGAAAGAGGGGCUAUAUGUUCAUCUCCGCAUUGGACCUUAUGUCUGUGCAGAAUGGAAUUUUGGGGGAUUUCCUGUUUGGUUGAAGUAUGUUCCUGGUAUCAGCUUCAGAACAGACAAUGGGCCUUUCAAGGCUGCAAUGCAAGGAUUCACCCAGAAGAUUGUGCAGAUGAUGAAAGAUGAAAGGCUAUUUCAAUCACAAGGAGGCCCUAUCAUCUUCUCUCAAAUUGAGAAUGAGUAUGGACCAGAGAGCAGGGCUUUUGGGGCUGCUGGUCAUUCAUACAUUAAUUGGGCUGCACAAAUGGCUGUUGGAUUGAAUACUGGAGUUCCUUGGGUAAUGUGCAAGGAAGAUGAUGCCCCAGACCCGGUGAUAAAUACAUGCAAUGGUUUUUACUGUGAUGCUUUUUCUCCCAACAAACCUUACAAGCCAACGAUGUGGACUGAGGCUUGGAGUGGCUGGUUCACAGAGUUUGGCGGCGCAUUUCACCACAGACCAGUUCAAGAUUUGGCAUUUGCAGUUGCUCGAUUCAUUCAAAAGGGUGGCUCAUUUGUUAACUACUACAUGUACCAUGGAGGAACAAAUUUUGGACGCUCUGCUGGAGGUCCAUUCAUUACAACUAGUUAUGACUAUGAUGCACCAAUAGAUGAAUAUGGUUUGAUCAGGGAACCUAAAUAUGGUCAUCUAAAAGAGCUUCACAGAGCUAUUAAGCUAUGCGAGCAUGAAUUAGUCUCUUCAGAUCCCACAAUUACUUUGUUAGGAACCUAUCAGCAGGCUCAUGUAUUCUCUUCAGGGAAGAGGAGCUGUGCAGCUUUUCUUGCCAACUAUCACACAAAGUCUGCUGCUAGAGUGAUGUUCAAUAACAUGCAUUAUGUUUUGCCUCCUUGGUCCAUUAGCAUCCUUCCUGAUUGCAGGAAUGUUGUGUUUAACACUGCCAAGGUUGGAGUUCAAACUUCACAUGUCCAAAUGCUGCCAACUGGUUCUCGUUUUUUUUCUUGGGAGACUUAUGACGAAGAUAUUUCUUCACUAGGGGCUAGUUCAAGGAUGACAGCUCUUGGAUUCAUGGAGCAGAUAAACGUCACUAGAGACACCACUGACUAUCUGUGGUACAUCACAAGUGUCAAUAUCAAUCCAUCAGAAUCAUUUCUUCAAGGUGGACAAUGGCCUACUCUAACUGUGGAGUCAGCAGGGCAUGCUCUUCAUGUCUUCAUCAAUGGGCAGUUUUCAGGAUCAGCGUUUGGGACCAGAGAGAACAGGGAAUUCACCUAUACAGGACCAGUCAAUCUACGUGCUGGAGCAAAUAGAAUUGCACUACUCAGCAUAGCUGUUGGAUUACCUAAUGUCGGGGUACAUUAUGAGACAUGGAAAACAGGAAUACUUGGUCCAGUUAUGCUGCGUGGCCUUAACCAGGGAAAUAAAGACUUGACAUGGCAGCAAUGGUCUUACCAGGUUGGUCUAAAAGGAGAGGCAAUGCAUAUAGUCUCUCCAAACGGAGCCUCAUCUGUUGAUUGGAUACAGGGGUCUCUAGCUACCAGGCAGCAACCUCUGAAGUGGUACAAGGCUUAUUUUGAUGCCCCCGGAGGAAAUGAGCCAUUGGCUUUGGACAUGCGCAGCAUGGGAAAGGGUCAGGUGUGGAUAAAUGGGCAGAGCAUAGGAAGAUAUUGGUUAUCUUAUGCAAAGGGUGACUGCAGUAGUUGUAGUUACUCUGGAACGUUCAGGCCUCCAAAGUGCCAACUAGGAUGUGGCCGACCAACUCAGCGAUGGUAUCAUGUUCCAAGGUCCUGGUUAAAGCCAAAGCAAAAUUUAUUGGUAAUAUUUGAAGAACUUGGAGGUGAUGCAUCAAAGAUAUCCCUUGUUAAGAGAUCAACGACAAGUGUUUGUGCUGAUGCAUUCGAGCACCACCCAGCAAUUGAGAAUUACAAUAACGAGAGCAAUGGUGAAUCAGAAAGAAAUCUUCACCAAGCCAAGGUUCACCUCCAGUGUGCACCAGGGCAGUCUAUAUCAGCUAUAAAAUUUGCAAGUUUUGGCACUCCUACUGGAACCUGUGGAAGUUUUCAGGAGGGAGCUUGCCAUUCACCAAACUCACAUUCGGUUGUAGAGAAGAAAUGCAUAGGAAGGGAGAGUUGUAUGGUCACCAUAUCCAACAGUAACUUCGGUGCUGACCCAUGUCCAAGUAAGUUGAAGAAAUUAUCAGUUGAAGCAGUUUGUUCAACAGUGAGUGACACUACUCAACCCAAUACAAGGAGGUAACAACUCAAGCAAAUUUUCAGAUCUAAUUAUAAUUAUUUGCUCACGCUGGCAAGCUAUGAAGGAAGAACAAUAAGGUAUUGAGCCAGAGAUCCUAAUGUCAGCUGUCAUCUCUACAUAUUCUACAACGUAUGCGUAGUUAUGUAUUGCAAUUUACAAUGCGUAGUUGUGUGGAGUUGAUAUUCCCAUUAGCUUUCGGAUGGACAAUGUGCUUGUGCAUAGCACAAAUGUUGGCCUGGCAUAUGCCCUAAAUUCCCAUGCCCAUGGCCCCUUUAUCCAGAGAUGGGCUUCGAAAAUAAUUUUUGCACAGCGAAGUAUAAAUGAUUAUUAUUUGAUAGAAUGGGAAAGAAUUGUUGAGGUGAAGAAUAUCGGUGAGUAUGGGCACUAUAAUGUCUGAUUCUUAUGUAAGAACACGGAUUAUAAAUUCGAAGUCUACAAUUUAUCUAAUUGCUCUUGUUUGCACC